This is a messenger RNA of Lucilia cuprina (Australian sheep blowfly), 1223 nucleotides long. RefSeq lists its product as uncharacterized. NCBI's taxonomy places the organism in Eukaryota, Metazoa, Arthropoda, Insecta, Diptera, Calliphoridae. The record is from RefSeq and is a predicted model, not a curated record. The transcript has 3 exons. Bases 189 to 1223 code for a protein of 344 amino acids.
AAGCCAAUUCAAAACCCUGUAACUUCAGCGACUGCAAUCAUGAAGGCCUUUGUACUCUCAAUGAACAAAAUGAAAAGUUAUGCUCUUGCAUAGGAUCAAAAUAUUUCCAGGGACCCAACUGCUCGGAAGUUAUAGAUCUAUGCCAAAUUGAAAGUCCCUGUAAAAAUGGUGGCAUUUGUAAACCUAUAAUGGGACAGUUUAUAUGUAAAAAUUGUAAUUUGGGUUUUGGUGGUCUAUGGUGUGAUUUAGAAGUUUCUGAUGUUUUCGAAAAUAUGUUGUUGUACUUUAAUCAUUAUGGUUAUUAUGGAGAAACACACAAAUUUCUUAUAAUGAUAGAAAAAUUGGGUGAAAGAUCAUUUUCUUUGGAAUUUGUGGCCGAUAAUUAUGCCAUUGAAAGUUUUGAGACAAAACUUGGUAAAAUAGAAAAAUGGGUUUACACCAAAGAUUUGCCGAGUGUUAUAAAAAAGUUGGGCAUUAGAUAUUAUCAGGAUAUGCCUUAUACCAAGGGCUAUUACCAUAUAGCAUCGGAAACCUUUUGGGACUUGGGUCAAUUGGCUUUAACUUUACGCUGCUAUGAUACUGAAACAGCAGCUUUAUUUUUCUAUCAAAACCAAUUUGAUAUAUUGAUUACACAACGUAAGGUAUCAUGCGUUCCGGAGUUACAUUUUAUUCAUGGAGCAAAUCCUCUUGAGCCUUUAAUGGUGGAUAUAGCUAAUUACAAUAAUUUUGAAAUUAUUUUAAAGAAAAAAUGUUUCGAAAACUCUGCUUCCCAUUAUCAGUGGAGUGUUUUUAACAGUAUUGGUUCGGUGAAACUACAUGAUUUUGGUUCUACUAAUGAACUUAUUCUGAAGAUUAAACCCUAUAAAUUAUGGUUUAAUUAUCAUGGUGAGGUGAUGUCUUCGUAUAGUAUAGUAGUCAAGAUGUUGGAAAAACAUGGAGGAAAAAGAAGUGAAAGUCAAACUAGAUGUUUUAUUUUCGUUUUACCUAAACCAGUGACCGCUGUAAUUAAAGGUGGUAAUUACCGAGAAAUUGGCAUUAAUCAAGACAUUACUUUGGAUGCUUCAUAUAGUCGAGAUUUUGCUUUGGAUCCUACUGCUUGGCAAGAUCUGUUGUAUAGAUGGGAUUGUGUUUCAGAAGAUAAUUCCAUUUCUGUUUAUUGUAAAAAUAAUAUGAGUUCAUUUGAAAAUCAUCAAACUCAGGGACAUUUGCAUGUUACCACUUAA